AUGAACAAUAUGAUUUCACGUGUCGCUGCUAAACAAUGCGUAACAUUGAGAGCAGUCACAAAUGUUACUCGCCGUAGUUUUGUUUCCAAAAUCGACGAUGCUAGCACCCAUACAGGCCAGAAAUGGGAAUCUGAUGACUACAGAUUGGCUCGGUUCAUGAAUGCCCCUAAGCAAGUUAAUCCUAACUGGGCAGUUAACUUGAUAGCAGAAGUACCACCAAAACAAGUAACUGAAAGAGUAGUAUGGUGCGAUGGAGGAAGUGGCCCUGAAGGACACCCACGAGUUUUCAUUAAUUUGGACAAGCCUGGGGACCAUUCAUGUGGAUACUGUGGUUUACGAUUUGUCAAAAAAGAUGGUCAUUAA
Messenger RNA from Spodoptera littoralis (African cotton leafworm), 363 nucleotides. The record is from the annotation of a GenBank genome assembly. NCBI's taxonomy places the organism in Eukaryota, Metazoa, Arthropoda, Insecta, Lepidoptera, Noctuidae.